Messenger RNA from Fomitiporia mediterranea MF3/22, 456 nucleotides. RefSeq lists its product as uncharacterized. The transcript has 2 exons. Lineage: Eukaryota; Fungi; Basidiomycota; Agaricomycetes; Hymenochaetales; Hymenochaetaceae. The coding region runs from base 1 to 456 and encodes 151 amino acids. The record is from RefSeq and is a predicted model, not a curated record.
AUGACAUCUAUCCGCUCGGGGCCGGCCGAUCCUGAUCCGCGAAGCUGUGAACGUGUUUAUUUUAAGGUUGCUUCCAGUGUGGUCACUAGUAUUCAAGUGCAUUCGUGGUUAGUCCUGCAUGAUGGCGGUCCUUGGAAUACCGCGGAGGGGAGAGUGAGGAGGACUAGCCGCGAUAAUACUGGUUUAGUCCGACUUUCGCAAGAACAGCAAAACCCUAAGAACACGAAACGAAUUAUUCCCCCGGAUCGGAGCAAAAUAUGGUAUAUAAAAGUAUCUGACGCCCGCUGCGUUUCCGCUAUCCGACACAGCGUAAUGGUUAUUAUCCUUCACAAAGAAAUGCAAUCUACAAACGGUUUUCCCGCUCUCCGUUCUCACACGCAAAUCUUGACUGUUCAAGGAGCAUCGUCAUACGCUUCUCAAUCGACUAUAUUCUCCUCUGCGCACGGUCGCUUGUAA